Messenger RNA from Coccidioides posadasii C735 delta SOWgp, 828 nucleotides. The record is from RefSeq and is a predicted model, not a curated record. NCBI's taxonomy places the organism in Eukaryota, Fungi, Ascomycota, Eurotiomycetes, Onygenales, Onygenaceae.
AUGGAGGCACUUCUAGCGCAUUCUUUUGACUAUCUAUCAUCGUAUGAUCAGACUAAGAUUCGCAAAGGGCUGCGUCAAGUCGAAGGCCUACUUGCGCAAAUAUGUUUAUCAAGAUCAAAAGUAUCAGCAUCGGAAAAGCGACGGUCGAUGAUUACCCUAGGAGCCGCGCCCCCUCUGCCCAAAUCCUUGAGUGAACUCUGCGACGACCCGGCGUUUAGGGAGUUUUAUAAGCUGCAGGAAGGGUUUCAGUGGAAUGGUCGCGGGAGCAAUGGUGCUAACGACCUCUUGAUUAUUGCUGCUCUGGAUUUAAUACAAGGUGUCUUGCUCCUUCAUCCACCAUCUCGUGCUCUAUUCGCCAGGGAAGUUUACAUGAAUCUUCUCCUCGACCUCCUCGAGCCCGCCAACUGCCCCGCAAUUCAGUCAUGUACCCUCCUUACACUCGUCACCGCUCUCCUUGACAACCCCGCGAACACACGGACGUUUGAAGAGCUUGAUGGCCUUUUGACCAUUACAUCGCUGUUCAAACUGCGCUCUACGUCGCGUGAGGUUAAGCUGAAACUCGUUGAGUUUCUAUAUUUUUACCUUAUGCCCGAAGCACCCUCGAGCCCUUCGGCAGGGUCAAAUGCGGGAAUCCUGGCUCCACCAAAGGGCGGGGGUAAGUUCUCGAGGAGUACAAAUGGAGCUGGGGAUACUGGACGCGACGGCGCGGCCCAAGACACGAAAACCACGGAGGAAAAGCAAGCACUACUGGGGAAAUAUCUAAGCAACGUUGAAGAUCUCGUGGAAGAUUUAAAAGAAACUGCACCGUUUGGCGGGACGGUGUACUAG